Haliotis rufescens (red abalone) is the source of this 5841-nucleotide messenger RNA. Its product is annotated as cadherin-23-like. Gene Ontology annotation, molecular function: calcium ion binding. Lineage: Eukaryota; Metazoa; Mollusca; Gastropoda; Lepetellida; Haliotidae. The record is from RefSeq and is a predicted model, not a curated record. Gene Ontology annotation, cellular component: plasma membrane. The transcript is spliced from 41 exons. Gene Ontology annotation, biological process: homophilic cell-cell adhesion. Bases 169 to 5481 code for a protein of 1770 amino acids.
CACCAAACCGGUCGCUUGUAGACUGGCAUGAAUGCUUACCUGAAAGUAGGAGUAGCUGAGGGUGUGCAAGGGAGCGGUGGAAUCAUAUCGUAAUACUGUCUAUGGAUAAGACUUAUUUCGUGAAAUAACAACUUUCGAGGGAAAAGACUUUAACUGUUGGCCCUCGACAUGACGGGGUCGGCGUGGCUGCUGUUGUCAGCGUUAUUUGCAGGCUUGAUUGCCUCCAGUUAUCAACAAGCCAACGAUGCUCCCUUCUUCCUCACACUGCAAGGUGGCUCAGGUAUAGACGGUAACCUCCUGGACCGUCUCACUAGACAGGGUAUCCUGGAAAAUACACAGAUAGGUACAAGUGUGGGAGUGCUGUCCUGCCAGGAUCCUGACCCCACAGACUUUAUUGCUGGCUACGGGGUACAGAGUCAGACCCUGGAGGUGGAUGAGAGUACCGGCGAGGUCACCGUUAACCGACAAUUAGACAGAGAGAACUAUUUGAAAGAAUUUCAGAAUACAACAGGAGACAAUGCUCGUCUGCUCAAACCAGUGUUUACAUGCUGGGACAAUAGAGGCCUAACAGCAUCAGUAGAGGUUGACAUUACGUUAACAGAUGUUAACGAUGAAUCCCCUGAGUUUCUCAAUGGCCCAUAUAGCACGGGUGUGAAUGAGAAUGCUGGAGUGGGAACCACGAUAUUCAGCGGCGUAUCAGUACGUGAUGAAGAUAGUGCAGACAAUGCCCGUGUCAGAGUCGCAUGUUCUGGAACUGAUCUUGAGUCGCGGACAGCGUGUGAUGCAUUUACUGUCCAAACAACCCAGACUGGGGCAGGGAGAUAUAGGUCGUUCAUAGUUCUACAACGUCAACUUGACUUUGAGUCACGACGAAGUUACACCAUGACUCUGAAGGCAGUGGAUUUAGGAACUCCUGCUUUGACCACAUCUGUGAAUGUGCUGAUCAACGUGGCCGACACCCAGGACACUCUACCCGAAUUUGUCAAUGUUCCUCUCACGAUCUAUGUCAAGGAAAAUGUGCCACAGAACACAUCUGUGCAGCUGAAAAUUGGUGCUCGUGACGGAGAUCAGGGUAAUCCUAGACCAGUCAAGAUUAAGAUGAAGAAUGAUACUCGUGGCUUGUUCCGUCUUGGGCCAUCAGAGCCUGAUACUGUUGAUACAAGCAUCUACAGAGCUUCUGUCAUCGUCAACGCACCCAUUGAUCGAGAAACCCUUCUUGGCUCGUACAGGUUUGAAGUUGAGGCUGUGGAACUGGACAAUGGCACAGAAACAAAUGCUAGGCGGGACUCGUUUGUUCAAGUGGACAUCUUGGAUGAGAAUGACAACAUCCCCUCCUUCUCUCAAACCACGUACAACGUCUCUCUAGCGGAGAUAGACAGCAACGCCCAGAGCAACUUCCAGAUCCCAGACCUCAACAUACAGGUCAUAGACAGGGAUGAUCCCAGCAAUGCCAUGUACACAGUGGUAAUAGUUGAUCAGUCACAGAACACAUUUAAGAUCUUCCCAGAAGAUGAAGUGUCGGGAAAUGUGGCUGUCAACUUGCUUGUCAUCAACGCCACCCUGCUAGAUUAUGACAAACCAAGCCUGAGAACCCAGAGAGUGGUGCUUGAAGCUCGCGAGUCGAAUGUCAAUCCGAGAACCAGCACAGCAACGGUCAACAUAUUCCUGCAGGACCUGAAUGAUAACUCCCCUCAGUUUACUGCACCGCAGUAUGAAUUCACACUACCUGAGAAUGCACCAGUGGAGACCUCCAUCGCCACCAUAGAGGCUGUUGACAAAGAUGAAGGCCAGAAUGGAAAUGUCACGUACAGCCUACGAGGAACUGGAAAUGACCAAUUUACAAUCGAUGGAUACUCGGGGUACCUGAAGCUGAGCAAGCCACUGGACUAUGAGACGCAGAAGGUGUAUCAGAUUCUAGUCAAUGCCCAGGAUGAAGGCAGCCCUCCCCGCGAGACCUCAAGAACCCUCACGAUCAGAAUCACAAACAUUAACGAUGAGCGUCCAGUCCCAGAGAGAGCUCUUUAUCAGACAUAUGCACAGGAAACAUCCCUCGAACUCCGACCAGCUGUAGUGGUGCAGGCUCGUGACAAUGAAAACCCUUUUGGUAACAUCACAUACAGGAUCGUAGCAGGAAACACCCGUAACAACGCAUUCCGCGUGAACCAGGGUUCAGGCGAGCUCACACUUGUCAGCUAUAUCGACUAUGAUGAAACUCCCAGCAAUGGACGCUUUGAAGUGGUGAUCCAGGCUUCGGACAAUGGCAGCCCCCCACAGUAUGUCAACAUGACCGUCAGGGUGGAUGUACAGGAUGAGAAUAACAACUCACCCACCUUCAGGAGCGGAUCAUAUUUUGCCAACAUCACAGAAAUGGCCCCUACAGGUACGUCUGUUGUGUCUGUGAUUGCAACUGAUGCCGACAGCCGAAAGAAUGGAGAGUUCCGAUACACGAUUCAGUCAGGAGGACGGGAACAUUUUGACAUCAGCAACAGCAGUGGUUUGAUCACGGUCAGCAGCAAGGCCAAGUUUGACUACAACGUGUUCCCUGUCUACAGGAUGACUGUGUUUGCUAUUGACUCCGGUAGUCCUCCGAAGACGGGUACCACCAUUGUCACUGUCAACGUACAAGAUGCCAACAACAAGGCUCCCAAGUUCCAGCAACAGAUCUACGUCACCAGCAUCUCAGAAGCAUCUCCAAUCGGCAGCAGCGUGUUGGACACAACUGCUACAGAUGAAGACAGCACAAGCGAGCUGCGCUUCUCCAUCCCCACCAGCACCAUUCAGGCCCGCAACAGCGGUGGAAAAAUGAUCCUCUCACAGGUCUCCUUUAAUUUCCGGAAUGCAUUUGUAGUAGAUCCGAUCUCAGGACGAAUCACCACCAACACCACACUGCGGAGAGAUCUUGCUGCUGAGGUCUCCUUCAGUGUCCUUGUCAGAGAUCUCAAUGCUGAGGGGACAUUACAACAAACAGCCACAACUUCUGUUCUGGUGACAAUCCUGGGCACCAACAUCUCCACCAUCUACUUCACCCCGGCCAGGUACUACUUCUCCGUGACGGAGGGCAAGCAGGUCAACUACGUCAUCACCACCGUUGCUGCACGGGACCCUGCCUGUGGAAACUGUCUCCUCCACAAUUACGUGGAAGUGGAUAACAGCGAUCCCAACGGCUAUUUAAAAGUAGAUCGCUUCAGUGGCCAGGUUUCCCUGACAAGAGUUCUGGACUAUGAUGAUGGAGAUAGACGGCUGAAUAUUGAUAUCCAAGCUAUAUCUAACGACAGCCGGACAGCUCGCACUAGUGUCACUGUGGAAGUCCGAGAUGACAACGACCACAGUCCACAGUUCAGACUGCCUAGCUAUGACUUCACCGUGUCGGAGUCGUCUCGGUACCCGUUCCGUGUCGGGUAUGUGAAAGCAACAGACAAGGACAGUGGCAGCUUCGGACGUGUCGUGUACUCUCUCUCAGGGCAGGGGGCCCAAGACUUCGAGAUCUAUGAUACUGGUAUGAUCUUAGUAAGUCGGACAGCAAACCUGGACUAUGAGACAACUCGUACAUACAACCUUCUGAUAACUGCAUCUGACAAUCCUACCAAUCAGUCGUCAACUGUCAGGAAGCAGACGUCAGUUACGCUGACCAUCACAGUGUUGGAUGUGAAUGACCAGGUUCCCCAGUUCAGCGCCAUCUACCCCUUCUAUGUUGUGGAGAAUUACAAAAUCGGGCAGAGUGUCGGACGUAUCAUAGCAACAGAUGGGGAUGCUGGAACCAAUGGAGAUAUAGUUUAUUCUAUGACUGAUUCCUCAAACCUGUUCCGGAUCACCAACACUGGGUACAUCUUGACCCAGCGUUCCCUGCGCGACCAGUCCCCGUACAGCCCCUUCAAUGUGACGGUCCGAGCGGAGGACAGAGGCAUCCCAUCUCUGUACAACGAGACCCAGGUGAUCAUCAACAUCCGCAGCGGUCAGCUUGAUGAUGGCCGUCCCCAGUGGAGCAUACCACGACUGGGAGAUCCAUACUAUAUAGAUGAGGGUACAUCAGAGGAGCAGUUAGUCCUGGUCGCACAAGCAGUAGCACGCUCCGUUGGGCCGGAGGUCAUCUUCAGCCUGAAUUCUGCGAGUCCACAGUAUGAAAAGUUCAAGAUUAACAGCACCACAGGGAGACUCACAACUAAUGCGGUGUUCGACAGGGAGGAAACCGCUAUCAUACAGCUCAUCCUGGUUGCGACAGACAGGGCCAACACAACGCUACAGAGUUUCCGGGCACUGACGAUCUAUGUCCGAGAUAAAAAUGACAAUGUGCCAGAAUUCGGGGCAUGCCCAGGCCUCUCGCUUGAGGUACCCCUUAGGGUUACGAUAUCUGAGGACACGCCAGUAAUGACCUCCGUGUACAAGGUCAGAGCGUGUGAUCUGGAUGCGAUCAUCAAUGGCGUGACGUAUGAAUUAGAGACAAAUAUUCCAUUGUGUCAAAGACAAAGUACUGGAAGCUUCACCGUUGACAGCCAGGGUGUCAUAUAUACUGACAAGUCUCUUGACAGGGAGGCCAAUGCCACCCACCUUGUGUGUGUUAGAGCCAAGGUGGCACAGCGGAGGAAGCGGCAAGCAUCCGUCUACCCUGUUGAUCAGAUGACGGAUACGUCUCAUGUUGCAUAUGUGAUUGUCACACUCAGCGAUGUCAAUGAUAACAGUCCCAAGUUUCUGAAGAAGGUGUUACAUGAAGUUGUGCCAUCGGUGCCCACUGAGAGGACAGUGGUUCGAGUGGAGGCCAUAGACUCGGACAGCGAUCGGUUCAAUCGAGUCCGCUACAGCAUAACAGGGAUUGUGUUCAGCGAAACCGGCUACCCCAGCUAUCCCCUGCUUGGCUCCUUCAUCGUCAGCCCCGACACUGGCACUGUCAGCACCAACUACCCCUCCUACAGCGAAUACAGCCUCCCCGGCAGCUUCUUCGAGGUCACACUACAGGCGGAGGAUGUGGACAAACCUGUGUUGAAGGAUACCAUGAAACUAUAUGUCUACGUCUUCGAGCCAGCCCAGACAAUGCGGGUUGUAAUCGAUGAAACACCAAACCAAGCCCGCAACAAGAUGGACAGUCUACUCACAGAGCUGAAUGGUGUGAGUAGUAACUCCUAUUUCAAGGUUCAGCAGAUUUCCUACCACAGAGGCGUCACAGAUAACGACUCCACCAAGACAGAUUUGUGUUUUGUGGUGGUAUCCCAGGACAAGGUUCAGAGUGUGAGGGAUGGGUCCACCACCCUGGACAGCGCCAGCUAUGUUAAAGUCCUGCAGAAGUAUGGUGCUCGAAGCCCGGGGUCCUGCUAUAAGGCGCGGUCAUCCCUGGACAAGAUCAGCUGGGCACCAUUGUGGUGGACGCUAGUCGCCUUGGCCAUCUUCAUCUUCAUCUGCUGCUGCAUCCUCAUCGGCGCCAUCUGCAUUCUGUAUAAAAAUCAUAAAGAUUUCAUGGAUUCACAACAGACACGAAUGGACCCGAUGUAAUACCGUCUCAGGGAAUGCGACAGACCAACAUUGCGAAAAACAAAUAUCAGCCUGAUGCUCAGUGAUUCAGGAAGAAAACUACUCUGGAUUAGUGUUUACGUACAUGCCUCACUCAUACAGACCAGGGUGAUAUAUAUAAAUAACCUGACACAUGUAUUGGGGAUUACUGGAGUUAUCACAUGCGACUCAGGUGCUUCGAGUUUUCAGAUUCAGUGGCCACAUUGUCACGAGAAAAAACAUGAACAUUCUUUCAGAGUAAUGCAAAAAUUGUCAAAACAGUCUUUGUCUGGCACGCCAUAAACAGUACUGCCAGCAUGUGUCAAGGAUAUAAUAGCUUUUAUAUGUGAUAUAACAGAAAAA